Messenger RNA from Fraxinus pennsylvanica, 2097 nucleotides. NCBI's taxonomy places the organism in Eukaryota, Viridiplantae, Streptophyta, Magnoliopsida, Lamiales, Oleaceae. The record is from the annotation of a GenBank genome assembly.
AUGGGAAAGAAAGAACAAAAAUUACAGAAACACAAUAAUAGUAGUACAAAGCAAGAGGAGCUUCUGAAAACACUAGGGGAUUUCACCAGCAAAGAGAAUUGGGACCAGUUUUUCACCAUCAGAGGCAGCGACGAUUCAUUCGAAUGGUACGCCGAGUGGCCUCAACUUCGAGACAUACUCAAAACCCACCUCUUAUCAUCAUCUCCCCCACCGGAACCCUCCGACGGAAUCGGCGGAGAUACAGCACACGUGACGCCGGAGGAAGUUCAGAUUUUAGUGCCGGGGUGUGGGAAUUCGAAGCUUUCCGAGCAUUUAUAUGACUUGGGGUUUAGGAACAUUACAAAUGUGGAUUUCUCAAAGGUGGUUAUUUCGGAUAUGUUGAGGAGGAAUGUGAGAGAUCGGCCAGAGAUGAAGUGGCGCGUCAUGGACAUUACUAGUAUGCAGUUUGUUGAUGAGAGCUUUGAUGCAAUUCUUGACAAAGGAGGAUUGGAUGCUUUGAUGGAACCAAAGCUUGGCCCCAGAUUAGGAAAUGAGUAUUUAUCAGAGGUGAAAAGGGUUCUAAAAGUUGGGGGAAAGUUUAUUUGUCUUACCUUAGCAGAAAGUCACGUACUAGAACUACUUUUCCCCAAGUUUCGUUUUGGGUGGAAAUUGAGUCUUCAUGCCAUUCCUCUACAACCAUCUAGAAAUCAUAGACCACAACUACAGACAUUCAUGGUGAUUGCUGAAAAAGAUAAUUCUACUGUAGUUGCUCAAGUGUCAUCCUUCAUAGAUCCAUCAUCUAUUGAGUAUUCCGGAAAUCAGGCUCGCGAAUUCUUUAAAGCGGUUGAAAGAGAAAAUGAAGUUCGCACGGAAUACUCCCAGGGUUCUGACAUAUAUCACUCGCUUGAAGACUUGAAACUAGGGAGUAAAGGAAACCUGGAAGAGCUUAAUCCGGGUCGUAGGGUACAGCUAACUUUAGGUGAACCUGGAUUAUCCCGUUUCUCAUACAAGGCUGUACUUCUUGAUGCUCAGAAAGAUUCUGGACCUUUCACGUAUCAUUGUGGUGUUUUCCUUGUCCCAAAGACAAGAGCUCGUGAGUGGCUUUUUUCAUCAGAAGAAGGUCAAUGGCUAGUUGUUGAAAGCUCAAAGGCUGCUCGUUUGGUCAUGAUUUUGCUGGACUCCAGUAAUUCUAAUGGUUCAAUGGAUGAUAUCCAGAAGGAUCUCUCUCCUUUGGUAAAGCAAUUGGCACCGGGUGAUUGUGACAAUGGAGCUCAAAUUCCGUUUAUGGCUGCAAGUGAUGGAAUUAAGCAGCGACGCAUUGUGCAUAAGGCUACAUCCACUUUGACUGGCUCAAUUAUUGUGGAUGAUGUGAUCUAUGAAAAGCUAGGCGAUGAUCUCAGUCGUCGCAUUCCAUUUAAUGAUGUCAUGUUUCGCCGCCUUAUGUUUCAAAGAAGAUUACUUCCCAAUUUUCUCCAUAAGUGCCUCCCUUUUCUAGAGAUUGAGGUGGUUGAGUUAGAUCCUGUGGUUCUAGAUGUCGCAAGAGACUAUUUUGGCUUUGAAGAAGAUAAACAUUUGAAGGUACAUAUCACUGAUGGGAUUAAGUUCGUUAGGGAGAUGGCCAAUUUUGAGACUGUUGAUGUAUCAACUAGUGAUAAGAAUGAUACAGAUAAUGGAAGUUUCUCUAAUGGAAGUAGCACCGAAGUGCAUGCAGAUGGAAGGAGCUCUAACAAAAUUGACGUACUUAUUAUUGAUGUUGACUCUUCAGACUUGAGCUCUGGUUUAACGUGUCCUGCGUCAGACUUCGUCGAAGAGUCUUUUCUUUCAACCGUCAAAAAUUCACUCUCCGAGCAAGGCCUAUUUGUCAUUAACUUAGUCUCGAGGUCCUUGGCUGUUAAGGAUAAAGUUUUCUCAAGAUUACAAACGGUAUUUAGCAACAUUUUCUCCCUUCAGCUUGAGGAAGAUCUGAAUGAAGUUAUAUUUGCACUCAAGGACUCUCCUAUUGAAGAAAAUCAAUUUUCCGAAGCUUGUGAUGUACUUGCAAGAUUAUUAGAGCUCGAAAAACCUGAGUGGAGUCGAAGCAUCAUAGAUGGCACAAAAUUGAUCAAACGACUGAGAUGA